Armigeres subalbatus is the source of this 1292-nucleotide messenger RNA. It is a transcript of the gene Wdr92, whose product is annotated as dynein axonemal assembly factor 10. Bases 130 to 1242 code for a protein of 370 amino acids. The record is from RefSeq and is a predicted model, not a curated record. The transcript is spliced from 2 exons. NCBI's taxonomy places the organism in Eukaryota, Metazoa, Arthropoda, Insecta, Diptera, Culicidae. Gene Ontology annotation, molecular function: ubiquitin binding.
CAUGGAAACGAUUGCAGAAGCAGCAGUGCAUGGAGAAAAACUUCUCAUGUUUCAAAUAGUUUGUGAUCGUGGUUCGAAUUACAAAUCGAAAACUUCCGGAUUGUUCCUGGUGAUAGACCACUUCCAACAAUGGAUUCCGUCCAGAUGAUAGCUCACAUCGAAAAGUCCCUGGACUAUUCGAUAUUUGACGUGAAGUGGAUGCCCUGCUCGGCCAAAUUUGUGGUGAUUGGAUCCAAACCGAAAGGAACCGGAAUUCUGCAGAUGUACGAGCUGAACCGUGGCGAAUUGGACAAGGUGAAGGAGGUUGAAAAGCCUAAAUCGUUCAAAUGUUGCUCCUUUGGAGCUUCAGCAUUGCGUGAUCCGCAAUUGGCUACCGGUGAUUUUGUGGGUAAGUUGGCGGUUUAUGAUUUGGAACGAUUGGAACAACCGGUGUAUGAAGUAGGGGAGGCACAUGCCGGGAUCAUUAACACCCUCGAUGCCAUCGGCGGAACGACCGUGAACUGUGGAGCACCGGAAAUUGUCACCGGGGGAAGAGACGGAUCGGUAAAGGUUUGGGAUCCGAGACAAAAAGAUGUCCCGGUGGCGCACAUCAGUGCCAUCGGGGAUAAUCCGGCCGAAAAACGUGACUGCUGGGCAGUUGGGUUUGGUGAUUCGUACAAUUCCAUUGAACGAUCAAUAGUAGCUGGAUAUGACAAUGGAGAUGUUAAACUGAUUGACCUUCGCAUCAUGAAGGAGCGAUGGACCAGCAACGUAAAGAACGGUGUUUGCGGAGUUGAAUUCGAUCGCAAGGACAUUAAAAUGAAUAAACUUGUUGUCACCACAUUGGAAGGAGGAUUACAUGUGUUUGAUAUGAGAACCCAGCACUCGGAAAAAGGAUUCGCACAGCUAACAGAGAAAGACGCGGGACAGGCAUUAGGAAGCAAUGGAGUGAUAAGUGGGUCAAAGUCCACCGUUUGGACUGUUAAACAUUCACCACAAAACAGAGAUAUAUUUGCUUCUUGUGGGGGAGCUGGUAAUAUCCGAUUAUGGCUUUAUCACUACCCGGAGAAACGAACAAAAUCUACCUCUACCGGAGAAGAACAAGGAGUAGUAGGUUCUUUAGAAAUGCUGAACGCCACGACCAUUUCCACCCAACCGGUUCAUGCCUUCGAUUGGAGUCCUGAUAGGCAAGGAUUGGCUGUAUGUGGAGCAUUUGAUCAAACUGUUCGGGUAUUAGUUUCAACUAAUUUACAUUUACACUAAGUUAUUUUCGAUUGGAAUACAAAUAUACGAGUUCCGUAUUUCUAAUUUUA